AUGUCACGUUCCGAGUCGGAUGAACGCGAUAGCGGAUUUGCCACCGGCAACGGCUCAGGACCGUCGCACGCAUCAGAGUAUGCUUCCACUCGUCUUGACCGACAUGGCUUGACAUCUUCAGCAGACGAUGCACUUCGUGCCACACACGACCGCCACAGAGACCCGUACUCAAACCAAGAUCCAUACGCAGGCGGCUCGCAACGCUUUAGAGGAAGACCCGCGAGCCCGUCCCAGGAACGCCAGUAUCAGCACGAGCUCGACAUGAUGAAGGCACGGGAGGAGCACGAGCGAUUCUACGCCACGACUUCGUCACGUGGUGGACGCGAAGCCCCAGAAGGCAACGAGGUGUAUGCCGGGGUGCCCGCCGUCAGCGCAGAAGCCAGCGGUUUCGGACCGCGAGCAUCUUCGAGCGAAAAGCCGAAUUUGGACGGCUUCUCCCGGGUCGAGAACGGCAGGCGCUAUCGCCUCGUUGUGGUGCAGCAUCCGAGUCGAGCACGCAUGUGCGGAUUCGGCGAUAAGGAUCGACGUCCGCUCAGCCCAACGCUGCUGGUGAAACUCGUCAUCACGGACGAGGCAACAGGCGACGAGAUCAGCCCUCUCGAUGUCAACACGUCUCUCUUUCUUCUUGCCACCGACCUCUGCCACCCUGACGACCUCAUGCUGGCACCUCGCAACAUCCUCGUCCAUCAUCACGCCUCAUCUCUACCUGUCCAUUCGAUGCAGCAGGGUGGUCACCAUGGAUACUCCCAGGACGACUACGCCACGCCGCAUGGAUCGAGUUACGGCAACUUGGCAUCCGAAGGCCCCUCGGACGCCGACUACCGGACCGGAGGCGGGUUCGGGGCGGGUCUUCCGCGCUCGGGGUCUCCUUCCGGUGCUCCAGACGCACGCAGCUCUACGAAUCCACAAAUGUCGAUGGCGAGUAGCGGAGGCAACGUGAUCGCGGGUCAAGGCGAAUCGUACACGCGCAACCUGGUGGGUGCGGCGGUGGCGAGCGCGUCCGUGCUCAAGGACGAGCAGGACAAGUGGUGUAUUUUUUUCGUCUUCCAAGACAUCUCGGUGCGUACCGAGGGCGUGUACCGCAUCAAGCUCAUGUUUGUCAAUCUCGAGGUCAACGGUCGCGUCGGCACGGGCGUAUCGGAGGCGCUUGCCGAGACGUACACGGAGCCGUUCACCGUCUACUCGCCGCGGCGCUUCCCGGGCAUGUUGGAUCCGACGCCGCUCUCCCGCAAACUCGCAUCGCAGGGUAUCAAGAUUCCCGUGCGCAACGACAAGAAGAAGCAGCGCCGACGCAACGACGACGGCGACAUGGGUCCAGACGAUGACGGCGGCUCGGGCGGCGACGACGACGAUGAUUAG
Moesziomyces antarcticus is the source of this 1359-nucleotide messenger RNA. RefSeq lists its product as uncharacterized. The record is from RefSeq and is a predicted model, not a curated record. The coding region runs from base 1 to 1359 and encodes 452 amino acids. The transcript has a single exon. Lineage: Eukaryota; Fungi; Basidiomycota; Ustilaginomycetes; Ustilaginales; Ustilaginaceae.